UUUAUUCCCUAUUCAGAAUAUUUUGAAAAAUAUUAACAUUUGCUAGGUAAUAUGCAAACUCUAAUGCUACAGUAAUUACAACACAAUAUUUACUUGUCAGAUACCUCCAAGAAAAAAACAUCAUUUCAGCAAAUAUCUUUAAAGAAACUCCUUUUCUCUUUUUUCCUCCUCCCUCUCGGCUCCACUAGCUGCAAAGCCAAUAAAAAAAUUCUCCACCUCCUACACAGUUCAGAACAGGAUCUGUGUGCAUUUCUCCUAGGCAUGUUUUGAGACCCAGAAGGGGAUGAAAGUAGUUAAUGCGCAACGGGAAUCUUAAUUUCAGGCACAAAUCUCUACCUUUUUAUUGACCUUGCUGAUAUGCUGCAAGCUAAAUAUUAAACAAUUUUUUGAUCAAUUUAAGUCCAGCCUGGGGAGAAGAAACAGUUAAAGAAAUGUCUCAAGUAUACUUGCAUUCAGCUAAUCAGACUUUGUGUGCAUCUACAAAUGGUACAGAACUGAAAUCAAUCAUUGAUAAUGAAACCACAAAUGAAAAAUGGACCGAAGACUCCUUCCCAGGAUUAGAAAUACUGUGCACAAUUUAUGUUACAUAUGCUGUGAUCAUUUCAGUGGGUCUCCUUGGAAAUGCUAUACUCAUCAAAGUCUUUUUCAAGAUUAAAUCAAUGCAGACGGUUCCAAACAUCUUCAUCACCAGCCUGGCAUUUGGAGACCUACUGCUUUUAUUAACUUGUGUGCCUGUAGAUGCAACACGUUAUAUUGUGGAUACCUGGCUCUUCGGAAGAAUUGGGUGCAAGCUCCUGUCUUUUAUCCAGUUAACCUCAGUUGGAGUGUCAGUGUUUACCCUGACUGUUCUCAGUGCUGACAGGUACAGAGCCAUCGUUAAGCCCUUGGAACUGCAGACUUCAGAUGCGCUCCUGAAGACCUGCUGUAAAGCUGGCUGUGUUUGGAUCAUCUCCAUGAUAUUUGCUAUCCCAGAGGCUGUUUUUUCAGAUUUGUAUUCUUUCAGCAAUCCUGAGAAAAAUGUAACUUUUGAGGCAUGUGCCCCCUAUCCUGUAUCUGAGAAGAUCCUGCAGGAAGCUCACUCCCUGGUUUGCUUCUUAGUGUUCUAUAUUGUACCCUUAGCUGUCAUCUCUGUCUACUAUUUCCUUAUCGCCAGAACUUUAUAUAAAAGUACAUCCAACAUGCCAGCAGAAGAACAUGGUCAUGCCCGUAAGCAGAUUGAAUCCCGCAAGAGAGUUGCAAAAACAGUGCUGGUGCUUGUUGCUUUGUUUGCCUUUUGCUGGUUGCCUAACCACAUCCUCUACCUAUACCGCUCUUUUACAUACCAUGCUUCUGUAGAUGCUUCCACCUUUCAUCUGAUAGCUACUAUUUUUUCCCGUGCCUUGGCCUUCAGCAAUUCCUGCAUCAAUCCUUUUGCUCUUUAUUGGCUGAGUAAAAGUUUCCGACAACAUUUUAAAAAGCAAGUCUCGUGCUGCAAGGCAAAAUUUCGUACAAAGCCUCCCAGUGCUACCCACAGUAAUACACCUACCAGAGCCUUGUCAGUCACGGGCAGCACACAUGGCUCAGAAAUCAGUGUUACACUGCUAACAGAUUAUAGUAUCACAAAAGAAGAGGAAAGCGUUUAGUCCAUCUGGGAUGAAGGACAGAAACUGAGCCUUUGCAAUCAAGUCACUACUACUGGGAUCCUGGAAAGAGGUGCCAUGCCUUGCCCUGUCUGUGAAAGAGUUUUCAUCAGAAGUUCCUCAUUUUUUUAAAUAUACAAUAAAGAAAUCAAACUGUGUGGGAGAAGGGGCUGCAACAGCUGAACUUUCCAUUGUUCAUGUUCCCAAGCAUGAACAGAGAUCCCUAGCUGGAAUUCCUGAACCAGACAGGACAGGAGUUAGCAGAGUUGGUGCGAGAAUUGGCUGUGAGGAUGGUUUUGUUCUUGGUGACUUUUCUUUGACUUGUGACUGAGAGCUCCGUCUGUCAAGGACUUGCAUCCACAGCAACCAAGCAAAACCACAUAUCUUCAUAACGUGAUCAACCAGGCCGAUUUUUGAUUUAUUUCUUUAUUUGUCCCGAAUGUUAAAAAUUGGUAAACACAUCAGAAAGCAUGCUACAAUGAAAGAAAGCUAAGGUUUGUAGUACAGUGUAGGAAAAAAAAAGCAUUAUGGGCCAGAUCCACACUAGCCUUUGCUCUGUCAGUGACUUACUUUGAAACUCUGGGUAAGAGCUGACUGCUGUGUAAAGAGAUGCUCCUCUCAGUUCCUAAGGAAGUCAAGGGAACCAACAGGUGAUCAUCUCUCUUAAAAAGCUAUAAUCAUCUUGAAACACACUUGUAAAAGUUUUUGCGAUCUAUCAACAGUGCAGAGGUCUUUAUUAUAGUGAUUUAACAUCAAGAAAUUGGGGUGGAUCUAUAUUAGAGUUCUGGUUUGGAUUUACAGGGCACUUUUGAAGCAAACUGCUCAAAUGCCCACUCUUGCCUUACACUGCUCCUGCACUCUGUCGCCCAGAGUGGUCUUCAGUGCACAACCUGGAUUUCUCUCAGAUGAAACUGUGAGUCCAGUCCAUGGAACCAGACUAGAGCAAAUCUGAAGUAAAGCCCCCAAAGGUGUACAGUGGGGGGGGUCAGACUAACCAUUUACCUCCACAGAUCUACUCCUGCUGUAGUGUACGUGGUCAUAUCUCAGUGGUCUGCACAUUUCAAGCAUGCUGGGAGAGCUGGAUUUUUCUACUGUACUCAUUUUCUAUUCUUGAUGUUAUUCAAGUAGUGUCCCUUUCCAAUAUUAGGAUAGACUGUCUUUAUGAGAUAGGCCUUCUAAUCUCAAAUGCACUGAUUUUAUAACUUUGCAUGCAGAGGCAAGUCAGUGACAGCCUAUCAUGGGCAGCCUGUGCAUCCCUAAAAAGCUCAGCAGCACUGCUGGCAGAGACUGUCUUCCCAUAAAGAAAUACAGGAGGCAAGUCUUCCUACCCCACAUUACAAAAAUGUUGAAUGACACUUAUUUUUACGAAUUUUGUGCACCCUGAACCAAAAUUUUAUUCUGUGGGAAUUGGUGAUAAAAAACAUAAUAGAUUUUCCAUUGCUUAAACCAAGGGACUUCUAUCUCAAAAAAGAAUUUGUGCAUUAAAAGUACAGAAGAGAGGCUGCAACUAUAUAAAUAAAACAAAAUAGUGCUGUCAGUCACAGAAGUUUGAAUUUUAACUAACCCUUGAAGAUACAACACCCCUCCAGCUACACAGAGCCCAUAACAACACAUGGAUGGAAACCCAUCCAUCCAUGCACCAUUAUUUGAGUUCAUUAAAAGACGCAGAAAAUCUAUUUGUAGUUGCUCUCUAAUCUGCCCUAAUCAGAAUAAUAAAACCAAACUAUAAAUCCCAAGGGCAUUGGAAUACAACCUCUGUCGUCAUCUUAAACCAGUUUAAUGAUAGGUCAUUUUAAUCCCAUCAGGCCUGGCCUUAUUUUACUGCACUCUUCAUGUUACAUGCUGCAAGGCUAUAAGCACUAAUUUUCAAAUGGAUUCUCCCUUUUGUUGUACCAAUUGUACACCAGGAUAGAACCAUUGAAAUAAAUGGAAAUAUAACAGCACAGAAAUACAAUUUAUGGCAAAGCAGACUCCAGAGACCUUAUUUUACUCUCUUUGUCUUAAUAUAACACAUUCCCUGGUAGUGAGCUAUGUACAAAUAUAACAAACAUAUUGCACUGAUGUUUUCCCCUUCUCUUUUUUCUUAAUGGAUCUGCAGGGUGAGACUGAAAUAAAUUACUAAGCCUACACACUUAUGAGUCUACUUUUAUCUUCCUGGAUCUUACUAUAGGGAAUUCUAACAAAAGAAAAAUCAACUAACAUUGCAGCUUCUUACAUCAUUCUUUAUUGUAGCUUAUUAAAGCCUUUGGAAAACAUAUCUGCCACAUGUUCCUGGACUUCACAAUUUGUCUCUGUUGGAGACCAUAUUUCCCACUGCAAAAUCCUUGGCUACACCUCAGAGUAGCCCUUAAAAACCAGUUUCCUAAUUCACCAUUUUCCUUGCUUUGCAUGCAGCUACUUUUUGCUUGUGUAACUACUCCUCUCACUGGAUGGUCUAUCUAUUGCUAAUAUAUCCUGUUACAAAAUUGAUGUUUUUACUAUAUGCUGCAUAUGUUUUUGUUAAAGACUGGUAAUAUUUCAAGCCAUAAUUUAAAUAUUCUGUGUACUUUAUGGUUUUAUAGUUCUGUACUUUCAAAUCUUCAUGACAUGUUGUAUUGGAGUGAUAUAUUGGUCAACAUUUAUUUUUAUCUAAACAAUCUGGUAUUAUUCAUUCCAUCUAUUCCCCCAAUAUAAUUAUCCAUAAAAUGUCUCCACAUUACCAUAACUGGAUUUAGGGGAAAAGGGUUGUUUCCUUUGCAAUCUUUUCUGUGUUCCAAAAACCAGUUCUUUCACCCCUAGGUCAUACAAGUGUAAUUCUAUAAGAAUAAUGUCUAUUUAUAGAAAUAUUGAAUGUUAUUUAGCAAAGAGCUGGCAUAAAUAAUUAGGGGUUUACUAUUUAUAUCCACAAUGAAAGAAUAGGUAGAAACAAGGCACAAAAUACUGAAAGGCAAGACUGCAUCAACGGUCUUAUUCAUGUGGAAUCUUAUUGAGUAAGUAAAUACGAUUUCUAGGAUGUACUUUUUUAAUAGUUUGUUUUGUGAACAAGAUGUACACAUUAACAGCUUUAAUACAUAUAAAUGUAACAAUGUUUGCGUUAGCAACAGGUUUAGUAUUGGCACUCUAAUUUGUGCUGUCACUAUGAGAUGCUGGUUUAGUUUAAAAAAAAAAAUUCCACAAAAAUGAACAAAACCAUGUCAAAGCAUGGAUAUAGUGUAACAGACUGCGUCUCCAGCAAAUGGCACAGAAUAUUAAAGUCAGUUAUGAAAUUAUA
Molecule: messenger RNA, 4869 nt
Organism: Aquila chrysaetos chrysaetos
Lineage: Eukaryota; Metazoa; Chordata; Aves; Accipitriformes; Accipitridae
Gene: BRS3
Product: bombesin receptor subtype 3
Biological process (GO): bombesin receptor signaling pathway
Cellular component (GO): membrane
Molecular function (GO): bombesin receptor activity
Source: RefSeq, a predicted model, not a curated record